AUGCCAGAUUCUUCGCAAAGGCAAAAUAAAAAUGGUAUCUAUCGGCCUAGAUUUGUUAUUCCUCACACUCAGAAGUCAUCUCUGACAAUGAUAACUCCUAAUGAAUUGACUAAAACACUGUUUAAAUUUUAUCCCAUUUUAAUAAUGUUAGAGUGUACAUUGAACUAUGCAUUGUGGAUCAAUGAUGAUUUAUGUUUACCAUUCAUACAUUUAAUUUUAUUUUGUUUGAUUUCUGAAUUGUUUAACAAAAGUAAUGAAGAGCAAACGUAUCUUCAAUACAGUAUAUUAGAAGUACUCUCUAAGAAUAUUGCUUUUCUGUUUAAAAGAUGGAUAGGUUUGGUUAGCGCAUGCAUAUUGCUUUGUAGUUCUUUUUACUAUAUCAGUACUGUGUAUGAAGAUAUUAACAGUUAUGAGAAACCGACAUUAGAUGAUAUAGUGAUUGUUUUGGAAUCUGUAUUGAAUAAAUUAGAAAUAAUCAAGAAUGAAAGUUUAGGGAAAAGGAUAAGAGUAUCUAAUUUUAAAACGUUUGUGAAAUUAUUAUUUAUUCUAACUCCACUCCAAUUUACCAUUUUUAAAUAUAUUUCAACUACAACUUACGUUACUUGCUUCAUAAUUUUGAGUUUGAUUUAUUAUUCUAUUUGGUUCCAAGCAAUGUUGAAAUUAUUCUGGAGAAUGAUAUUUGUUAGAAGAAUGUACUAUUUUGCCUCCAGUAUAUUUUCAAACAAUAAUUUUCCUAUAGGAAAAACAUUAUGCAUGGAGGACGUUGUAAAGUAUGAGCCUUUAAAAUUUCAAGUUCCAUUUUCUAAGACCAUAAAUUUAAUGGAAAAAUCUGCUGCCAAAGAAAUUUUAUUAAAGCUAUAUCCGAUAGCAUCUGAUCUUCCAAAAUUAAAAUUAGAUUUAUCUCCUUCUCAGUCAAUUAACAUUAUUGAGCUCAAGAUUAUCGAAAAGCAACGUAGAUGGGGUGUUGAUGAUUGGGAUAAUUACAUGUUACCUUCUGAUGGGUACACAUUCUCAAUAAAUGUAAACGACUCCCCUAAAAAAAUAGAGAAUCCCAUUCACUUAAAUAUACUGAAAACAAAUGACUGGGAGUGGCUUGACGACAACUGGGUGAUAUCUGAUUGGUGUUAUUCAGACUCCAAUUGGAACUAUAUUGGUAACUAUGAAUCUUUAGAAACCUACACAAGAUUCAGACUUUGGAAAAAACGACUAUAUCAGUCGUAA
Tetrapisispora phaffii CBS 4417 is the source of this 1221-nucleotide messenger RNA. It is a transcript of the gene PEX32, whose product is annotated as Pex32p. The record is from RefSeq and is a predicted model, not a curated record. The transcript has a single exon. Gene Ontology annotation, cellular component: peroxisomal membrane. The coding region runs from base 1 to 1221 and encodes 406 amino acids. NCBI's taxonomy places the organism in Eukaryota, Fungi, Ascomycota, Saccharomycetes, Saccharomycetales, Saccharomycetaceae. Gene Ontology annotation, biological process: peroxisome organization.